AUGGCCGUGACGGACAUGUACCCUGAACUGGAUAUUAAUGGUAUUUUGUGGAAUAAAAUGAAGACAUUGAUGGAAACGCUCAAGGAACCGGGCAUUAUAGAAGCAAUGAAAGAAGACAUCAACAAGUUCAGGUUCAAGGAAGCUCCGAAACUGUUAGUGGGUGCUGUUCAUUGGCCACCGCAUACAACGGUACUGGAGAGGACACCGGAGGCAACGCAUACUUAUGGCGGAAGUAGGGACGUGGGAGAGAAGUUUUACGUUACAGGACCCGUAGGAAACUUGCUCGACAUCUUGGCAGAAGGAUACAACUUUACAUAUGCUCUAACUCAGCCUGAUGACCUCACGUGGGGAGCUGUACUUCCUAACGGUACUUGGUCAGGAAUGGUCGGACAAGUUCACAGAAAGGAGACUGAUCUGGCCUUGGGACCCUUUGGCCACAGCUCAAGUCGAGCCAAAGUGGUCGACUUCACCAUGUCGUUUUACUACGACGACCGAUGCAUCACAGCCAGGAAGGGUCGCCCUGAAAUCGACCCCUGGGGAUUCCUUCUGCCCCUCUCACCUGAAGUCUGGGCGGGAAUCGUAGGGGCGCUGAUCGUGGGUUGGGUGGCCAUGGUAUUUUUCACCUCCUUGUCUGUGGGGAAUGGCAUGGCCGCCGAAAAGGACGGGGCUCCUACUCUCUUUUUCCAGCAUGUAAGGGUUCUCUUGAAUCAAGGCGCCUCUGACAGAUUCACCAGGAAUAUUUAUCAACGUCUGAUUCUGGGCAGUUGGACAAUUGUCGUGAUUAUGGUGUUGUGGAGUUACUCAGGGAACCUCGUCUCCCAGCUGGCUGUGAGGUACAUUCCUCAGCCCAUUCAGAGCAUCAGAAAGCUGAUCAGUAGUGGAAAUGGCAUUAUCAUGAAGCCAAAUACUAUUAUCACUACUGCUAUCACGCAAGCAGAAUCAGGGGAACUGGCAGAACUCAACAAACUAAAUGACGUGGGCCUUUUCAAGUAUACUGCAGCUGAGGCAUUUCCGGAGCGACUGGACACUUUAGUAAGGAGAGGCGAUCAUGUGUUGUUUGUGACCAGUCUGGAAUCUGACCUAUUGUUGGCUAGUGACUUUGCAAAAACAGGGAGAUGUGAUUUUUACAAGUCCAAGCAAAGAUUACUGGGAACACUCCAUUGCUUGAUUGCGCAGAAAGGCAGCCCUCUGAUGCCACUCAUCAACGUAAAGAUUUCUCAGGUAGUGGAAUCAGGUUUGUACGUACACUGGUUGCAGAAAACAAUUCCUUUUGCUGACGCUUGCAAACAAUCCCCAUCGAAAAUCACCAUCGACGAACCAUUGGCUCUUUCAAAUCUGUGGGAAAUGGAUUUCAGUAUGGCUCAUGGUGAGCGAUAUCUGCAUCUCCCUCUUGCACACGACAUAGCGGUUGUAACUAUUAAUAUCACCAAUGUCGAUCAACAACAACAAGAACUUACAGAAUUAAUGAGUAAAAUCGAAAGUGUCAUGACUACUAACCAGAAUAAUUCUGUUUUGUUAAAGCUUAGAGAGGGUAUCAGUCAGGUGUUAUCCAAGUGA
Messenger RNA from Macrobrachium nipponense, 1557 nucleotides. RefSeq names its product probable glutamate receptor. The coding region runs from base 1 to 1557 and encodes 518 amino acids. Gene Ontology annotation, molecular function: ligand-gated monoatomic ion channel activity. The record is from RefSeq and is a predicted model, not a curated record. The transcript has 10 exons. NCBI's taxonomy places the organism in Eukaryota, Metazoa, Arthropoda, Malacostraca, Decapoda, Palaemonidae. Gene Ontology annotation, cellular component: membrane.